Molecule: messenger RNA, 2607 nt
Organism: Orbicella faveolata
Lineage: Eukaryota; Metazoa; Cnidaria; Anthozoa; Scleractinia; Merulinidae
Product: alpha-1,3-mannosyl-glycoprotein 4-beta-N-acetylglucosaminyltransferase C-like
Biological process (GO): protein N-linked glycosylation
Molecular function (GO): acetylglucosaminyltransferase activity
Source: RefSeq, a predicted model, not a curated record
UUUGCUGACUCAACGUGUAAUUAUCACAGGUGAAAGCGUGGCAAGGGACCUCCGGUACAGUUGUUAAUGCUUCACGACGGAAGUAAACUGCGUCAUUUCCUGUGAUAUCAUCGAAUUUUAUGAGGCAGUAAGAAGCCAUUAUGUAUGAUUUCUGUGCGGGGAGACUGGGUUGAGCUUUAACCUUUUAGGCAAAACAAAAUUGCACCUUUGCUGUACACCUUGUUUCACAAGUGUUUCCACGCGACCUGGAACUAUUCCAUUCUUAUCCAAUUCUCUCUGUUUUUGUCAACAAUGCAAUAAUUAAUUACUACCAUACAUUGGAACUUUCUUAGUCCUUCGUUUUCGGGGUUGUAAGGAGAUUCAUUCUCGCUCCCUAAUCAAGUGAGCAGAGUCUGGCAAUAAGUUUAAGACGUUAAUAUUUGAACUGUGAACUUAUUUUUUGUUCAGUGGAUUCUAAAUCUUAUACAGUUUAACGUUACUGUCAGGACUUUGUCUGCAUUCAAAGAUUCAAUUUACCAUGGCAACAGCCAAGCAGGUUGACACGUGCUUUCGAGCUGAGUACGGUAACCACGGCAGACGUUGUCCUUUUCGGGUCGAUAUCGGUUUAUUAUUUCUUGUUGAUGAAUUUCAGUCGUGUUCUUUACAGUGUUUUCGGCGUAAGAUAUGUGGAAACAAAACCUUUUUACGUUUGCACUGUAUGGAGUCAUCUUGUUCAAUGCUGCUACAGUGCUAAAGCACAUUUACUAUAGGCACACUUCAUUGUCAAGUACAUGCAGAAGGUCGGACACCAAUUUUGGGCUGCCUGACGCCCAGUCUCCGUCAGUGAUUCUAUCGCGUCAUUGUGGCAAAAGAUUGUUGGAUGGCGUGGACACAAGCCGAGGACUUGCUCUUGGGAAGCAAAGAGAACAGAAAGUUUACCUCAGUAUCGGCAUUGUGAGUACAGAAGGUGAAGAAGAAAAUCUGAUGCAAGCUCUUCAUUCCUUGACAAGACACAUCUCAUCCGCGGAGUACCCAGAAGUUGUUAUUGUCGUGGUUUUGGAGGAAGAUCAAAACGCAGCUGCUAUACAAGAGAUAACAGGAGGUUUUCAAAACGAACUCGAUAGGGGCCUCAUCCAGGUUAUCUACCCCACGGAGGACUUCCUGAGGGAAGUCAACAGGGAGCCUCUGGGAUGGAGAAGUGUGACGUCAGCUACUGACAUUUUCAAGAAGAAUACAACGGAUUUCAAUAAGAGGAUGUGUUUUCUUUUCGAAUAUUGCUAUCGAAUGUCCAAACACUACCUUCAUCUGACCGAUCACGCCCGUGCUAUCAAGCCGUAUUUCUCAGUCAUCAAACAAAUGAUUCAUAAUUUCGAAGAGAAAAACAUUUCUUUGUACGCACAUGAUAUAGGGGAGAAUUUCCUACCGGGUCUUGGACGGUUACAUUCCGCGGCAAUGCUUGAUGAUCUGUCUGAAUAUGGCGCCCUUUCUCCCGCAGGUCGUCUGCCUUCCGAAAUAUUGGACGUAUACACACUUCUUAGAGGGACUGCAACAGUGACUCACCUGGACGAUUUUGAACAGAUUUUGUUUAAAAUGGGAACUCGACUUCGCGGUGUAAAACCUGAAGUUGAAUUUAAGUCGAAGGGCUUAAUGUUUGAAGGGGGGCAUGAACUGGAAAAAGCUUUCUACGAGAACGAAGGUUUCGCUUGGCUCAAAACGCCAAAAGCAGGUGAUGGCUUUAUCAUGGAGUUCAAAGAACCUCUCAAGGUGUCACGUGUGUUCAUAACCACAGGCAGCCCACUGUAUAGAGAUUCACUCACUGAAGCGGCUCUGAUGGUGUGCGGAACAAACACAGAAACGAACACUUGUGACCAAUCACAGUGCACGAAAAUCGGCCAAUUUCUAGAUCCCAUUUUGGACGCAAAAAACUUGGAAAAUGUUGUAAACUUUCCUGCAAAGUGCUUGAAAAUGGAAAUACUUUCAGAAGUAAAACAUUGGGUGAUCAUUCGGGAGAUCUCAAUAUGGCCAAAAAAAUAAUGAAAUGAUAGAAGUUUGAUAGGUUAACUAUGAGUGGGAAGAAUAAAUGUGUUUAGCUUUAUUAUAGUUUUUAUUUUUAUUUUUAUUUAUCAUUUUUUUUAACAAUGCAAAGAGUUAACCUUUGCACACGUGAUGUUACAGUCGACAAUAUUGUAACAUUAUUAUACGCAAACCUUAUGUGUAAAAAAUUAGAAAGUGGAACGCCAAACCUAAGUAAUACAAUUCGAAGAGAUAUUCUUUUUAGAGUUGCUUGAUUGACAUGAUUAAUUACAUCUCUUUUUUUUUCUUUUUGCUACUGAUUUUUUUUUCAUAAAUUUUAACCAUUUUUUGAAAAAUGUAUACUUAAGUUUCAAUUUAUUCUUUGUUUUUUUGUGUGUGUUUUGAAUAACACACGGAAUUGUCAGUCUCUUAAAACGUUUCCCCGCUGUUUCAUAAACUUUAGAAUUCUCACGCCCGUCAGCAUAUUUUUAAGGAUGUCUUUUAUUGGUACAGCCUCAAUUUAGUCCUUAGACGAGUUGUUUUCUGAGAUUCCCGCAAAAAAUGAAAAUUGCAAAAUAAUAAUCCAAGGAUGAAAGUCUUUCUUGGUAUCAAACA